This is a messenger RNA of Drepanopeziza brunnea f. sp. 'multigermtubi' MB_m1, 2601 nucleotides long. The record is from RefSeq and is a predicted model, not a curated record. NCBI's taxonomy places the organism in Eukaryota, Fungi, Ascomycota, Leotiomycetes, Helotiales, Drepanopezizaceae.
AUGGCGAGUUUAUCCUUUCAGUCUCAAGCCUUCACAACGAAUCUGACCUCUAUAGUCUUUACUUCCGUGCUGGCCCAGGACCUAACGACUCACGGCACUUACACCGAGCCUAAUACUGGUUUUAUAUUUUACACCAGUGUUCAGACUAAUGGCAAGAUUGGAAGCGGCGACGGAUGGGGAUCACUGAUUUCCGAUGGAGGCUUUACCUUCGGCAUGGCACUUCCUGCAGAUGCUGCCACGGUUGAUGCCAGCGAAUACAUCGGUCUUAUCAUUGGCUCCACGCCGAAUGGCCCGGUAUCAGGAUGGUCUUCUGUUCUUCACGGUAGCACUGGUGCAGGAGGUGGAUCUAUGCCCAACCAUCUUAUGGUCGUAGCCUGGCCUACAGGCAACGGCAACCAGAUCGCCACGUCUUUCCGAUACUCACCCUCGUACCUAUUGCCUGUAGCCUAUAAAGGAUCUGCCAAACUAACCCAGAUCUUUUCAUCUGUCAAUGCCACCAACUGGACGCUGGUCUACCGCUGCCAAAAUUGCUUCUAUUACGAUGACCCGACUCAAACACCAUCUAAUACAUCAACAAGCAAAGGCGCUUUCUCGCAAGGGUGGGCUCAGGGCCUGACGGCGCCUGUCGACCCCAUCAACCCAUCCUCCGACUUCUCGCAACACGACAAUGGAAUGGGAAUGUACAUAAUCGAUCCUAAACUUGCAGUUCAAGCGUCGUAUUCGAAGUGGGCUACACAGACGCCUACAGGAACAGUCUCCACCGCGACAGCCACCGCUACAGCUACUACAACAAGCUUCGCAUCAAUCCCCGUACCUACGGGCGUCACUUAUGAUUAUGUUGUGGUUGGCGGUGGUGCAGCUGGUAUCCCAAUGGCUGACAAGCUUUCCGCUGCCGGAAAGUCAGUACUUCUCAUUGAAAAGGGAGUUGCGUCAUCUGGGCGAUGGGGUGGAACAUACCGUCCUGAAGGACCAACUAAAAAUGGCGGCUGGCUUGACGGCACAAACCUGACUUGGUUCGAUGUCCCGGGACAGUGCAACAGGAUCUGGAACGGUGGAUCUCCUGGUGUGGCAUGCACAGAUACGGACCAAAUGGCAGGAUGUAUUUUAGGCGGUGGUACAGCAGUCAACGCCGGUCUCUGGUGGAAGCCUCACCCGCAGGAUUGGGACGUCAAUUUCCCAGCAGGCUGGAAAUCAGCAGACAUAGCAGCAGCAACGCAGCGGGUCUUCUCUCGUCUCCCUGGUACCGAUCUUCCCAGUAUGGACGGUAAGCGGUACAUUCAAUCUGGCUUUGACGUUCUCCGAAGCGGUCUCGCCGCAGCGGGCUGGGGAUCCGUCAUCGCCAACGACGUCCCAGGGCAAAAGAAUAGAACUUACGCCCAUACACCGUAUAUGUUUGCCAAUGGCGAGCGCAAUGGACCCAUGGGAACCUACCUCGUCAGCGCCGUCACACGCUCCAAUUUCAAGAUGUGGCUGAAUACUAGCGUCGAGCGUAUCACCCGUGAUGGCGGCCAUGCCACAUCUCUCAAUGUGUUAGCCACCAAUAAUGGCGGGCACGUCGGUACCGUCAACCUCACCCCCGUAACUGGUCGAGUCAUCUUAGCGGCUGGUACAUUCGGGACUUCCAAACUGCUAUUCCGCAGUGGUAUUGGUCCCACAGACCAGCUGCAAGUCGUGGCAAGCAGUAUUGAUGGCCCGACGAUGAUCAACUCGACCUCAUGGCUCAACUUGCCUGUUGGCUACAACCUUGAUGAUCAUUUCAACACGGAUACGGUCAUCUCGCAUCCAAAUGUGAGUUAUUAUGAUUGGCCUGCUUCGUGGAAUACACCUCUCGAAGCCGACAAAGUCUCCUACCUCACUAAGCGCUCUGGGCCCCUCGCGCAAUCAGCACCUAACAUCGGACCUGUGAUGUGGGAAGAAAUUGUCGGUCCGGAUGGCGUCAACCGCCAAUUUCAAUGGACAUCACGUGUGGAAGGGUCCAACGGUGUUCCAAACGGAAAUUCCAUGACACUUUCUCUAUACCUUGGAAGAGGAAAAAUCGCUCGGGGCCGAACGACAAUUGGAAAGAAUCUAAACAUGGUGGUCUCAGGGAUUCCAUAUGAUAACGCCAACGAUAUAGCAACUGUAGCUAAGGCGAUCGAUAACAUGGUCAAGAACUUAAGUACGGUCAAGGGUUUGACGUGGAUCUACCCACCAGCCAGCCAGUCCGGAGCAGAAUACCUCAAAACCCCCCCCAAGAUCCCCCUCACACUGGGCAACAUCGGCGCCCGCCGCGCCAACCACUGGAUGGGUACAGCAAAACUUGGCCUCGACUCGGGCCUCCUGGGAGGCACCUCCGUCGUCGACACCAACACCAAAAUCUACGGCACGGACAAUAUCUUCGUCGUUGACGCCUCCAUAUUCCCCGGCAUGGUGACCACCAACCCUUCUGCUCUCAUCGUGACAGCAGCCGAGCACGCGAGCGAGAAGAUCCUCGCGCUGGCGCCGCCGUCUGUGCAAGCGAAGUAUGCCCAGUGCGGGGGCGCGAACUGGACGGGUAGUAGUACGUGUGCCACGGGUUCGAAGUGUACGUGGGCGAACGCAUUUUAUUCGCAGUGUCAAUGA